Molecule: messenger RNA, 2459 nt
Organism: Polyodon spathula (Mississippi paddlefish)
Lineage: Eukaryota; Metazoa; Chordata; Actinopteri; Acipenseriformes; Polyodontidae
Product: cytochrome P450 2K1-like
Exons: 9
Coding region: 86-1594 (502 amino acids)
Biological process (GO): xenobiotic metabolic process
Cellular component (GO): intracellular membrane-bounded organelle; cytoplasm
Molecular function (GO): oxidoreductase activity, acting on paired donors, with incorporation or reduction of molecular oxygen, reduced flavin or flavoprotein as one donor, and incorporation of one atom of oxygen; iron ion binding; heme binding
Source: RefSeq, a predicted model, not a curated record
UUUAAACACUGCCCAAACCCAGGAGCGUUAUUCUGAACUCUGAGCUAAUUAACAGAGAGCCGAGGUGUCUGUGUUCCUGACAAACAUGUCUGUGAUUAGCCUGCUCCUAGCACACACCUCCACGGUGUCUCUGGCUUUAGUUUUAACUGGUUUUAUAUUUUUAUACUUUUACUGGAAAUCCUCCAAGUCGUCUAAUUACAGCUUCCCCCCCGGCCCGCCGGCUCUACCUGUUAUUGGGAACCUGAACAUUCUGGACCUGCACCGGCCGUACAAAACGCUGAGUAAGCUCUCGGAGACGUACGGCAAUGCGUUCACCUUCCACAUGGGUCCCAAGAAGUACGUGGUUUUGACAGGCUAUGAGGCGGUCAAGGAGGCUCUAGUAACCCAAGCAGAUGACUUCUCAGAGAGAGGCCAGACGCACACCACGGAUCAUUUCUCUAAAGGCGGGAAUGGUAUUGUCUUCGGUAAGGGGGAGUCCUGGAAGGUGAUGCGUCGAUUCACCCUCUCCACUCUGCGGGACUUUGGGAUGGGGAAGAAGACCAUUGAGGACCGGAUCAUCGAGGAGUCCCAGAGACUGGUGGAGGUCUUCCAGUCCCACAAAGGAAAACCCUUUGACCCCCAAAUCAUCAUCAACUCUGCUGUCUCCAACAUCAUCUGCUCCAUCGUGUUCGGAGACCGCUUCGACUACAGCGACACACAGUUCCUGAAUUUGCAAAGAAUUGUGAAUGAGACAACCAGGCUGGUUAUGAGCCCCAAGACACAGCUGUUUGACAUGUUUCCUUUCCUGGGCUUCUUCCUGUCUGAUCACAAGAAGGCAUAUACAAACAUCACAUUGUUUCAGGGGUACUUUAGAAACACAUAUAAGGAUCUUAAAGACACUGUGGAUAGCAAUGACCUGAGGAGCUUCAUCGACACGUUCAUCUCCAGGCAGAGAGAAGAGGAGGCCAGAAACUCCAAAUAUUUCCACGAGGAUAACAUGGCAGUCACAGCGUCGGAGCUGUUCGCUGCAGGGACUGAGACCACCUCUACCACCCUGCGCUGGGGGCUGCUGCUCAUGAUGAAGUACCCGCACAUUCAGGACAAAGUCCAGAAGGAGAUUGAGAGUGUGAUUGGGAGGGAGCGCCCCCCGCGGGCCGAGGACAGGAAGAGCAUGCCCUACAUGGACGCCGUGUUGCAUGAGAUCCAGAGAGUGGGCAACGUGGUGCCCAUGAACCUGCUGCACGAGACCACAGGGGACACCACCUUCCGGGGGUACAGGAUACCCAAGGGUACCCCGGUGAUCCCUCUGCUCUCCUCCGUGCUCUCUGAUAAGACACAGUGGGAGACCCCUCACCAGUUCAACCCCAACCACUUCCUGGAUGCGCAGGGCAAGUUUGUCAAGAGAGACGCCUUCAUGCCCUUCUCAGCAGGUCGGAGGGUGUGUCUUGGAGAGACCCUUGCCAAGAUGGAGCUCUUCCUCUUCUUCACCAUGCUCCUGCAGAAGUUUCACUUCCGCCCGCCCCAGGAGGUCAGCCCUGAGCAACUGGACCUCACCCCCACCACUGGCCUCACCUCCGGCCCCCAGCCCUUCCAACUGUGCGCCCUGAGCCACUGAGAGACCCUGUGAUACUGCAACCCUGCCUUACUGCAUCUGCUAGACAUUGCUACAGCCACUGACCCCUCACACUGGACCCUUCAGCCACUGAACUGCCAGGAUUCUGUCACACUGAGACCCUGUGAUACUGCGACCCUGCCUUACUGCAUCUGCUAGACCUUACUACAGCCACUGACCCCUCACACUGGACCCUUCAGCCACUGAACUGCCAGGAUUCUAUCACACUGAGACCCUGUGAUACUGCGACCCUGCCUUACUGCAUCUGCUAGACCUUACUACAGCCACUGACCCCUCACACUGGACCCUUCAGCUACUGAACUGCCAGGAUUCUAUCACACUGAGACCCUGUGAUACUGCGACCCUGCCUUACUGCAUCUGCUAGACCUUACUACAGCCACUGACCCCUCACACUGGACCCUUCAGCUACUGAACUGCCAGGAUUCUAUCACACUGAGACCCUGUGAUACUGCGACCCUGCCUUACUGCAUCUGCUAGACCUUACUACAGCCACUGACCCCUCACACUGGACCCUUCAGCUACUGAACUGCCAGGAUUCUAUCACACUGAGACCCUGUGAUACUGCAACCCUGCCUUACUGCAUCUGCUAGACCUUACUACAGCCACUGAUUUUCUGACUCAUAUUCACACAGUUACCCUGCUUGCAGAUUCAUAUUAUUUAAUCUGAUCACUUCUUAUACAAAGACAAAUUCUAGACAAUUGAGGAAUGCUUGCUUUUACAUGUAAUUGAUAUUUACACUGAAGCUGAGAUAUUAUCUUAAUGCUAUGCUUGCUGAGAUUAUUAUACUGACUUGAUUGUAUUGACUGUAUUGAUACUCAUUUUCUUUUCUGUUUUUGUUCCGUAUAA